AAUAAAAGCAGUAUCCUUUCCCUUCUCUGUUCAAAUAGAAGCGGUUCCCGCAGGCCCACUCCUCCCUCUCUCCCUCUCUCCCAUGGCUUCUUCCAAAGAAGCCAAGAAACUGCUCAAGAACCUCCACCAAGGAGUCCCCUGCUUCCAAAUCGCCCUAACAUUCAUCACAGUCCUCACCACCUUCUUCUUCAUCUUCCCCAUCCCUCACCCUUUCACCAACUUCUCCUCCUCUUCCUGCACCACUGAUAACCUCAUGAUCCCAUCAACUUCCCCAGCCAACACUUCGCUUUUCUACGACAAGCUUCGAUUCACAACAUUGAAGAAUAAGGGGAUGAGGAGAAGUAGAUCAAGUCAUGAUAGCAAUGACUGUGAUUUCUUUGAUGGGAGGUGGGUGGAGGGUGGUGGAGAGAUGAGGGCUUUGUAUGAGGCUGGGUCUUGCCCUUUUGUUGAAGAAGCUUUCAACUGCUUCAACAAUGGCAGACCGGAUUUGAAUUAUACUAGGCUGCGGUGGCAGCCGAAGGCUUGUUCCUUGCCCAGGCUAGAAGGAAGAAGCCUGCUCGAGAUAUUGAGAGGGAAAAGACUAGCCUUUGUUGGCGAUUCUCUGAAUCGAAACAUGUGGGAAUCACUACUCUGCAUCCUCAGAAAUUCAUUAAACAACAAAAAUGGAGUUCAUGACAUAACCGGCAAGAAUGGCUUCAGAAACGAGAACUUCUAUGCCUACAGAAAUACUGAAUACAACUGUACAAUCGAAUUCUUUCGAGCUCCAUUCCUAGUCCAGGAAUGGGAGACACGGAGCUCCAAUGGCAGCCGAAAGGAGACCCUUCGGCUGGACAUGAUGGACAAUACCUCUUCGUUGUAUAAAACAGCAGACGUGAUUAUAUUCAACACUGCACACUGGUGGACGCAUGAGAAGACUUCUAAAGGGGUGGACUUCUACCAGGAAGGCGACCAUGUUCAUAAGAAGCUCAGUGCUGAUGAGGCUUAUCACAAAGCGCUGAUUACCUGGGCUCGGUGGGUGGAUGAGCAUAUUGACGCUAAACGCACCAUUGUCUUCUUCAGGGGAUACUCCUGGUCUCACUUCAGAGGUGGACAGUGGAACUCCGGUGGCAGCUGUGAUGGAGAGACUUCACCUAUUCUUGAGGACAGGCAUCUGGCAAAAUACCCAAACCUGUUGAAAAUAGUAGAGCUGGUUAUAAGAGAAAUGAAGACUCCAGUUUUGUAUCUCAACAUAACAAGGAUGACAGAUUACAGGAAGGAAGCGCAUCCUUCCAAGUACCGCUUCAAAGAGGAGAAGCGAAGGCUGGGAGCGAGCCAGGAUUGCAGCCACUGGUGCCUUCCAGGGGUUCCUGAUGCAUGGAAUGAGCUCAUGUAUGCUAUGCUUUUGAAGAGAUUAGGAAGGUGAGGCUGCGAGGAAGAACAGAGCUGUUUGUACAUAGGGAGGAAGAUGCAAUACAGGUUAUUUUGAAGGAUCUGCUAAAAGGAAUUUGGAAGACUUGAGGAUGAAGGAAUUUGAAAGCUUUAGAUGAUACAGUUGCUGUUACUGUAGCAAGGUCUCAGAGGGCUAUAGUCUUGUGAUUUGUAUUGGGUGUUUCGUUUUAUUCUGGUUGAAAGUUUGUAAACAGAACCAACAGGCGAAGCCACAUAUUGGAAUUUUCUCACAGAUGAGCCAAAGGUUAUGAUAGCAUUUCACAACUUAU
Phalaenopsis equestris is the source of this 1697-nucleotide messenger RNA. RefSeq names its product protein trichome birefringence-like 1. Gene Ontology annotation, molecular function: O-acetyltransferase activity. The transcript is spliced from 5 exons. Bases 83 to 1402 code for a protein of 439 amino acids. Gene Ontology annotation, cellular component: Golgi apparatus. Lineage: Eukaryota; Viridiplantae; Streptophyta; Magnoliopsida; Asparagales; Orchidaceae. The record is from RefSeq and is a predicted model, not a curated record.